UCAACCACCAUGAUGCUGUGUCUGCAAAGAGGGUGGCAAAACAUGAUCAUCCCAUCUCACAUGCCUCCCCUGCUCCAAGAAAGUACUAUUAUCCUAUAGUUGAUGAAUUAAAUUACACCCUUUUUGCAAUGCAUCGGUUAUAUUAUCUGAUACUGAUACAACAGCUAGGCAACACAAGACAAGGAGCUGUCAGUUUACCUGACAACUAUACACUGGUUUAACUUUCCAAGCCUUUAUGCAUAGUGUACACACACACACGAUUAGUUAUAAGUUGUUACACAUGAUUGUGGUGAUUUGAGACUUGAGAGUACUUAAUCACGGCGCGGCUUGCGAUGUUUGACCAAUGCUAAGAGUCGUGCAAUCUGACCAUCAGAAACUACUACUCCCUCCGACCCAUAUUACUUGUCAUUGAAGUAAUUUCGGCCGGAGGGAGUACCUAAAUCGACAAUGUUCAGAACUUCUUCCCGCGAAAAUGAAAUGUGAAAUGUCAGCAUCCAUUCCAGCGAUGCAUGGCCUGGUUUCAGAACGGGUAAUUAGAAGGGGAAGGCGAUCGAUGCUAAUGAGUACUUGUUCCGUACGUACUAAUUGUACCCGCACAAAGUGUCAAGCUUUAGUUCCAAGCUACGUACGUAUAGUACCUGCCCCUUGUCUCUGUAUAAAUUAAAGCGAUGCUUCUCUUCUCUUCCCAAGAACACAACCACCAAGAAUAGAAGAAGCACGCGAAGCUCUCGGUCGAUCAACACUCUCAGUUUCUCACACUUUCAGCUGGCAAGGCAAUGGACGAGUCAUGGAGGUGCACGAUGGGCGCGGCGGUGCCGCGGCAGCGAUCGCCGGCGGCCGGAGUCCAGCAGAGCCAGAGCCUCGCCGCCGACGACUUCCGGGACGUGUUCGGGGGCCCGCCGCGCACCGUGCUGCUCAGCAGCUUCUACGGCGAGCCCGCAGCCGAUCACGCGGCGGCGGGGUCCUACUACUGCUACGGCGGCGUCGCCGGCCACCGGAGGCCGUACGCCGACGGCCGGGGCGGCGGCAGGAUUGCGGCGGCCGCCGUGCCCACGGAAGAAGGCUUCUUCGACGACAUCUUCGGCGCACGCGCGCGCCACGUGCGUUCCAGGUCGUCGAGGUCCAAAUCGACCAAGUCCUCCUCCGUCGUCAGCUCCGACGACUUCGGUGGCUCCGGCCGCCGCGCCCGCCCCGACGCCGCCCUCUCCUCCUUCGCCUCUAAGCUCAGGCCGAUCGCGAUCCCGUCGCGGCGGUACGACUCGUCGCCGCCGUCCACGGCGUCGACGAGAGGGGAUCAUCAGUACUACCAGAGCCAGAGCAGCUUCGCCUGCUCCACGGCCGCGUACCCGGCCUGCCGCUACUACUACGGCGGCGAAUCCAAGUCCAAGGCGUCCGGCAGCAGCAGCAGCGCAGCCUCGGGCGCCGGGCGGAACUACAAGCAGCAGCGAGCGAGCGGCGGCGGCUUCUGCUGCUUCACGUCGAACGCAGGGGAGACGAGCAGCCACGAGCCCAGCUUCCGCCGGACUACACAAACACACCGCGGGGCCGAGGACGACGACGUGGACUAUGGGCAGUACUGCUACUCGCCGUCGUCGUCGGCAGCGUCGUCGUCGCUGUUCGGCAACCCGCUGUCGAGGACGACGCCGCGGCGGAGCCUGGAGGAGGAGGCGGCCAUGAUGAUGAUGAUGGAGGUCAGGGAGCGUGCGCCCCUGCUCAUGGACGACGACGACAUCGACAGCGUGGGCGCCGCUGCGGUGGACGAGGCGAUUGCCUGGGCCAAGGAGAGGUUCUGGAGCCACGACGACCAGUGAAAGCCGACCUCAAGCGGCAGCAUGAUGGAAUUCAUGAUGUGACCCAGAUUUAGGUCUCGCUAUCACCCAACAACGUCAACAUUUGAUCAAUCAAAUGCAUUGUUCCAGCUUUGCUAUUGCACUCAUCGACAUUCUAGUUAAUGUGAGUGAUAUGAUCCACAUUAAUUUCCAUAGUAAUGUUUUGAAAAGCAAGCACAUUCUACA
Molecule: messenger RNA, 2015 nt
Organism: Brachypodium distachyon (stiff brome)
Lineage: Eukaryota; Viridiplantae; Streptophyta; Magnoliopsida; Poales; Poaceae
Product: CLK4-associating serine/arginine rich protein
Exons: 2
Coding region: 777-1811 (344 amino acids)
Source: RefSeq, a predicted model, not a curated record